Molecule: messenger RNA, 1895 nt
Organism: Actinia tenebrosa (Australian red waratah sea anemone)
Lineage: Eukaryota; Metazoa; Cnidaria; Anthozoa; Actiniaria; Actiniidae
Product: WD repeat-containing protein 54
Cellular component (GO): small-subunit processome
Molecular function (GO): protein binding; U3 snoRNA binding
Source: RefSeq, a predicted model, not a curated record
UAUCAUGAUUCCUCACCUGCAGCUUUGGUUCUAUCGACUUUUAUUGAAUAAACAGUCGACAAAAAUUGGUUUAAUUCUACUUUAUUAAGCUCUUUUCAAAUCGUACAAUGUACGUCAAGGACGCACCAGUGUAUCUAAAAUCCAGUGCAUCGUUAUUGUCCAAUAAUUUGGCUAUUUUAAGGUCAAAAGAGAAGGAAAGUAUAACGUAUGCUGUUGUGCACAAAGCACUUGUUUGUCUCUCUAAUGUGGGCAAAGGAGGUUUUUCUAACUUGAAACAAGUCGCUUGUAAAGGCGAAGGAGCUCAUAGCAGCUCUGCAGUUCAACAGGCAAAAUGGUGUGUGUUACCAGAAAGAACUGUUCUUGUUAUUGCAUCUAUCAAAGGUGUCCAGAUGUUUGACCCUGAUGGUACAAUUAUGAUCUUCUGGCAAUCUCUUCCUCCUUGUGAAACCACCGAAGCAUACUCUCAGUUUUCAAGAGGGAUAUGUGCAGUAGGAGACAAAUAUGUUUGCGUUGGUUGCUCAGAUGGUGGGAUCAUGGUUUUCGAUGUUCCAUCUCAUGGAACUGGUGUCAAGCUCCAAGAAACCCUUGGCAGUCAUGUUGUAUCUGUUUGCGACCUUGUUGCCAAGGAUACUAAAAUGGUGUCAGCAGAUGAAACAGGUCACAUGAUUGUCUGGCAGGCAGGUGGACACUUCACACAGCUCUCAAAAAUAGAUGGUUUUGGCUUUCCUUGUUCAUCACUUGCAAUAUAUAAAGAAUAUAUAAUAGGAGGUUAUGGCACUGGACAUCUAAGAAUAUUCAAUUUAGCUUCUGGCAAGAUUAUAGUCGAAAUUUGUGCACAUGCUCAAUGGAUUAAUGCAAUAGACGUUGCUGAGGAGAGCGGAUUGGUGCUGUCCGUAUCAGAAGACACCUUUGUACGUGUUUGGCAAUUCACAGGCGGUGACAGUCCCAAGGUCGAAAUAAAGUUCCAACAGUCUAUUCCAGACACACAGCUAUCGGGAGGCAAGUUUUUGGAUCCCGAAGGUCAGAGUUUUGGGCUGACUGCGUACGAUCUUACAGAAGUGUAUGUCUUCUCGAAGAAGUGAAGUAGGACUGAAGAAACGCGUCACUGCUGACGCAGAUAGUAAUUAUGGAAAGAAAAAAAAACCAAACAAAAGGAAAAAUAAUAUAAUGCAUUUAUGGUCUUUACGUUUUUCAUAAAGGGGAGUAUCUGUAUUUAUGAAGCUUGGAAUCUAGUAUUAUAAGGGGAAAUCGUACAAAAAUUCAAAUUUUAACUUAUAAUAAGAUCUGAUCAUGAUCUUCGCGAUAGAUGACAAUGCUUUUAGAGGCAAAAUAGGAGUUGUCGGAGAAAAUUCUACUCGCAUAAAAAAUGUGUGAUGGCUUAGUUCAGUCAUAGUAGCUAGGCUAUGGUUCAGUUGAGAUGAUUGUCAGCGAGUUUAUGUUGUUAAAAUUCGAAUAAAAGAAAAAGCGAAUAAAAGGAAGGGAAAACAACAAUUGAAAUAUGCAGCAUGUUAGUUCCGUUCAAGCUUGGAUUCAGGAAGACUUUUGUAUAAACUAUGGUUGCCAAAAACAACUCUUAACUGAAUUCAGUGAAUCUUAGCAUUCAAUUUUUAAGAAAUAGUGAAUUUUAGUUGGAAUUUCAAGAGGAUUUAUGCUAUACGCUUUUUAUUCUAUAAAAAUGGGGAUCUCCCGUUGUUUUCGAGGCCAGAACGAGUUGAUCUUAGCACUUUAUUUGUUAAGAUUUAAAAACUUAAAGUCAUUUUCUAUCGCUUUUCCUUGCUUUAAAAAAGGAAAAGAGAAGGCAAAAGACAAAUCUCAUUAGAGAAAUAUUUCAGAAAUAUUUAAGCCUUGAUUUUUAUCACUGUUUCAUAUUAAACACACUGACUCUGACGAAAAAA